CGAGUCUUUGAGCUACGCGCCAAACUUACUUCACGUAAACUCAUUAAAUAAGGAGCUUGCAAUAAACUGAAAAUUUUCAAUAUAUACUUACAUAAAUAGUUCUCCAAUUGUUUUUUUCAUACGUAAUAUUAAAAAAGCUCGACAGCUAUUAGAAUGCCCGUUUGAAUAAAUCAGUUUGGGACUAAAUUCAAGUGUAUUAUCGAGUGAUAAUUAGUGUACUGUGAAAAAUAAUGUAGCAAAAAUGUGAUAUUUAAAAAGAAUUUCGUCAUAUACAGUUGGCGAUCGCGAAAGGCAAAUGGAUUUCGGACGGUAGCUGAAGCGCCGUGGUGGCAUGCAGCGCCCACCGCGCGGCUUCUCCCACUUCCACUGCUCAUCCCUCUACGAACCAACCUUGACGAUAUCCAGUCUCCCACCCUUGCUCCUCAUUCUUAUUGUUUUUCCUUUAACGCAUACACAAAUGACGAAUAAUUCAACACUGCCUGAGAGAUAUUUUCAAAAUGAAGAAAUCCAUAAAGAAAACAAUUAUACUUUAAAGAAAGACAAUGAAAGCAAUAUAACAUUCAAACACAAAAACAUUACUACAGCUGUAAGUAAGGAAUAUCAAAUUUUAUUAGAUAGGUUUAGAAGAAAAAAGAUUAAAAAUAUGACAAGCGAAGAAAUCUUUUACGAUAUUGGCAAUUUAACUGAUAAUUUAGAUGAUAUUUCGACAAACAAUACUUUUAACGUAAGCCCACAUAUAAAUUAUUUACAUUAUCAUCAAAAACACUCAUUUAAAUUACAAAAUAUUGAUUUACUAAAUGCAAAUGACGCUGAUGAAACUAGCGCUAUCGAAAAAUUAAGGAUGGAUGAUGAAACUAGAACAAAAAUAUUUCACGAUUAUUAUUCUACAGUAAACAAAGUCAAUGCAAUUAAUGAGGAACACAAUACAAAUGAAUCAAUUACAAUAGAUGUUUUGGAUUAUAAUGAAACAAUCGAUAUAUUAUUUAAUGAAACCGAAAUUCCACAAACGGUAACUGAUCCGAAAAUCCGCAGGCGAUUUUCUAACCACUCAUUAGUGUUCCCCGAUAACCUUUCCUCUCCUCGCGUCCCGACGAUAAUGCAGACACCACGUCCGGGAUUUGUUGAAGAAAUAUCGAAAUCAAGCUCCAACCGUAUCGUGUCGAUCCUGGGCCUGUUCGAGCUGUCAGUGGGAGUAGCGCCGCGGGCCGAGGGCGCGUCGGAGCUGGCCGCCGCGCAGCUGGCCGUGCAACACGUCAACCGGCGCGGGCUACUGCCCGGGUACAAGCUGCACCUCUUCACCAACGACACCAAAUGUGACCCAGGUGUGGGCGUGGACCGAUUUUUUCACGCAUUGUACACGGAGCGUGACUUCAGGAUGGUCAUGUUACUGGGCUCCGCCUGCUCGGAGGUCACCGAGAGCAUCGCCAAGAUCGUGCCCUACUGGAACAUUGUUCAGGUAUCUUUCGGUUCUACGUCCCCUGCGCUCAGCGACCGCUCCGAGUUCCCGCUGUUCUGUCGCACCGUCGCCCCCGACUCGUCGCACAACCCUGCCAGGAUCGCAUUCAUCAGACAGUUCGGCUGGGACACCGUGACAGCGUUCUCGCAGAACGAGGAGGUGUACUCGUUGGCCGUCAACGAACUAGUGACGCAGCUGGAAGCCGCCAACAUCACCUGCGCGGCUUCCAUCACCUUCGCAGAGUCCGACUUCAAGGAGCAAUUGAAACAGUUAAAGGAGCUGGACACCCGAAUAAUCAUUGGUAGUUUUUCUCAGGAGAUGAUUCCCAAAAUAUUUUGUGAGGCUUUCAAGCUAGGGAUGUGGGGCGCGGAGUACGCGUGGGUGGUAGCGGGCGCGCCGCCGCGCCUGCGCGCCACGCCGCCGUGCGCGCGGGCGCAGCUCGCCACCGCGCUAGAGGGGCUCGUGUCCGUCACCGCGCACAGGGGCAUUGUGGGGGACGCCGUGUCAUAUUCCGGGCUAGUAAGUAACUGUGAGAACACAGCAGAUGAAUCCCCGCAUGUUGAAGGUGCUCGAUGCUCAGGCCGUCAUGCACCGGUGAUUUACACCGGUCAUGUUCUUAAUCACUGCCGCAACGUCACUCGCAGUAAAAAGGUGAAGGUGACGACUUUGGCUACCAGGGGCGGUAUGAGCAUCGCGCACCUCCCCAAGCGACAGCACCGCUGGUUCGACCUUAAUGAAUUUAUUUUGAUGAAUUUAUUUUUAUUACAGACUAACGAAAUGUUUCAUCGCGAGAUGGCGGCCGCAGGGGUCGCCGUGUCGCCGUACGCGCCACAGACCUACGACGCGGUCUGGGCCAUCGCCCUGGCGCUCUCGAAGGCAGAGCAGCUCUGGCAGAGCCUGGACAUGACGCAAUACAACGGGACCCUGCUUAAAGGAGGCGCUAACAUGGCCUUGAGCCACUUCGAUUACAAUAGAAAGGAUAUGGCGGAAGAGUUCUUGAAUCAAUUGGCGAAUCUUAGUUUUCUUGGAGUUUCGGGACCAGUUUCAUUCAAUGGGGCAGACAGGAUUGGCACUUCUGCGUUCUAUCAAAUACAAGGUAGGAAGCGUACCGUAGCACUGUACACGCAAGGCCGGGCGAUGGCGUGCGCGGAGUGCGCGCGCGCGGCGUGGGGCGGCGGUGUGCCGGCCGCGCGCCGCGUGCUCGUGCUGCGCGUCGAGUCUGUGUGGGCGCCGGCGCGCCUCGCCGUCGCAGCGCUCGCCACUGCCGGGGUUGCGCUCUCCACGGCGUUCCUAGCGUUCAAUCUGCACUACAGCAAGCGGAGAUCAAUAAAGCUUUCGUCGCCUCGUCUAAAUAACAUGACGCUAAUUGGCUGCGUGUUGGUGUACACCGCGGUCGCUCUACUCGCCGUUGACAACUCUAACCUGCCGCCCUACGUGUCUUUCUCCGCCAUGUGCAUUGGUAGAGUAUACAUCUUAUCAGCGGGUUUUUCCCUCGCUUUCGGCUCCAUGUUCGCAAAAACCUACAGGGUGCACAGGAUAUUUGUCAGCAACCGAAGCGGCGUGUGCAAGACGAAGCUCCUGCAAGACACUCCACUGAUCUCGCUGGUGUGUGCUCUACUGCUGCUGGACGGCCUGCUGGUUACAUUGUGGGCCGCGCUGGACCCCAUGCAGCGCCAGCUCAAGAACCUCACGCAGGAGAUCAGCGCCGACGACCGCAGCGUCGUCUACCAGCCACAGAUAGAAGUGUGCAAAUCUCAAAACACGGCUGGCUGGUUAUGCGCGCUUUACGCAUAUAAAGGACUCCUACUAUUAGUGGGCGUAUACAUGGCCUGGGAAACUAGAAACGUUAAAAUAUCAGCCCUUAACGACUCCAAGUACAUCGGCAUCAGCGUCUACUCCGUUGUCAUCACCAGUACGAGUGUAGUCGUCAUUGGAACGAUCAUUUCUGAGAGAGCUACGUUAGCCUUUAUAACGAUUACAAGCCUCAUUCUUAUAACAACGACGUCAACUUUGUGUCUGCUGUUCUUGCCGAAGAUUGUAGCAAUAAGGAGUAGUAAAACUGAAGACGACCCCGUAAUUGAGAGCUUGGGGCUAAGGUUGGAGUGUAAGACGCGGCGCUUUGUCACCGACGAAACGCAAGAGCUGCACUUUCGUAUUGAGAUUCAGAACAAGGUGUACAAGCGCGAAGUGGCCGCGCUGGACAAAGAGAUUGGUCGCCUGGAACGGCUACUAGCAGAGCCAAUUGAAUCCGCCACCAGCUCCAACGCUUCCAUUGCACUUCACAAACGGACCGAAUUAAACACCGUAGAAGAAGAAGACCGUUGUCGUUCAGAUCCAGGAAAGAGGACACCGAGCAUCACUGGCGGCUUGCCCAUGCUAUUACUGUCUGUGUUACCGCCAGUCAUCCCUCGCGCCAGCUGGCCCUCCGCCGAGCACUGCCGGGGAAGAAACUCCGUCAGCUUCAGCUCACAACCUAAACUAAAUUAUCGCAAAUCUCAACCAGCAAUAGACCUAUACAGCCUUUGCUUAAACAAACGAGAAGAACAUCACGGUUUUCUCAGCAGAAUAAGAAGCUUUUUCGGAGGCAGCAGUAGACCGACCAGCAGAAAAGCCUCAACCAUGUCUAUCGCCGACCCUACGGGACAGAGCAUUGCCGCUGCUCUAAAGAUGCAUGUAGGCAUGAUCGCUGGAUUAGUUCCAGGAAACAGAAAACAUUCAAUGGUCUUAUCCUGCAACACUUUAAAUGUACCUUCCUACCCUGAGUUAAAACUAAGACGGGAAUCUUAUGCCAAAAGUGGUCCAAUUAUUCGUAUAACAGACGAUGAGCCUUCCUGCUCCAAGUAUGAACGACCUCCUCAGAAAUACAUUGCAGAACCAGAGACGAAAGUUAAUUUUGUAUUACCAACUAUCCACAAAAGUCCAAUGUCUCACGAGAACUCUUGUGAAAAAAUAAAAGGGUCACCAAGAUUUCCACAUAGAAUCUCACCUGCUGCGUCUAGUUUAACUACUUUGAGCGGGAGGAAAACCAGCGCUGAUAGCGUCUUUAGCAUAACAGGAAGGACCUUUGACGAGCAAAGACGGUAUAGCCAUCAGAAUGUGACCAACCAGGAGCCUAAAGGCAAAGCCGUGCUAGAGAGCAGGUGGAAGUCAACGGAGGACGCAAGACCGGGUCCCUCGUCAAGGGAUUAGAUGUAAAUUGUGCCAAAAUUGUGCCAAUUAAACAUUAUGUUUUUUCUACUUAUAGCAGGAAUGGUA
Cydia strobilella is the source of this 4711-nucleotide messenger RNA. RefSeq names its product gamma-aminobutyric acid type B receptor subunit 2 (gene GABA-B-R3). The coding region runs from base 332 to 4645 and encodes 1437 amino acids. Gene Ontology annotation, cellular component: membrane; G protein-coupled receptor heterodimeric complex. Gene Ontology annotation, molecular function: G protein-coupled GABA receptor activity. The record is from RefSeq and is a predicted model, not a curated record. Gene Ontology annotation, biological process: G protein-coupled receptor signaling pathway; gamma-aminobutyric acid signaling pathway. The transcript has 19 exons. Lineage: Eukaryota; Metazoa; Arthropoda; Insecta; Lepidoptera; Tortricidae.